AAUAAUUAUGACUAAAACAGACCUGACAUCUCAUCAGUGGAAAGAAAAGGGCAAUGAGGCCUUUAAAGGUGGUAAAUGGGCAGAAGCAGAGAGUUGUUACACAAACGCUGUGUCUUUUGCAGAACAGGGUUCCUCUGAAAAAAGUAUUUGCUAUAAAAAUCGAGCCGCAGUUUAUCUAAAGCAAAAAGAAUAUACCAAAGCAAUAAGUGAUUGCGAUAAAUCUUUAGAAAUCUGUCCCAAUGAUCCAAAAGCUCUAUUCAGAAGGUGUCAGGCUCUACAUGCCCUCGAGCGUUACGAAGAAGCUUACAGAGAUGCAAGAAACGUCAUUAGCGUCGACCCAUCCAAUAAAGCAAUACAGCCAAUCUUGGCAGAACUACAUGAUAUUGUGCAAGAGAGGCUCAAAAUUAAUUCACAAACAAAUACAAAAGUAUCACAAAUGUUGAAACUGGCUUUUGACUUAAGCACAGAUAAAGAGCGUAGAGAAACUUCAAUGAAUAAUUUGCUAGUGCUGGCUCGAGAGAAAGCAGGAGCUGAGGUGAUGUUCAAAGAAGGUAUUAUAACUAAAAUACACCAGCUUUUGAAGAUAGAGAAAAAUGAAAUCAUUAUCGUUGCUGCUAUUCGAAUAAUCGGUGAGCUCUGCAAAGAUAACGUGGAACGGACAAAAGCAAUUUUGCAGGCAGUAGGAGUGCCUUGGUUUUUGGAUCUUAUAAACAGUAGAAAAGAAGAACGGAUAAAUGCUGCUCAGCACUGUAUGCAAGUGAUUCUGAAUAGUUUCAGCGGAAUGGAUAAUAAACCUGAUACUAAACCUGACAAGGAACUCUGUGAGAAGUACAAAAAAGAAAUCGACACGUUGCUGACUUGCCUUGUCUAUAGUAUAACUAAUAGGACUAUUACUGGUAUGGCAAGGGAUGCUAUAGUUGAACUAAUUAUGAGGAAUAUUCACUACACAACUCUGAAUUGGGCGGAACAAUUGGUUGAUAUCAGAGGAUUACAACGACUAUUAGAAGUUGCCAGUGAACUUGAAGAGUACAAAUAUGAAUCUGCCAUGGAGAUCACUCCUUCAUCUCGUACAAUCACAUCUGUCUGCUUAGCACGUGUCUAUGAAAACAUGUACUAUGAUGCUCUAAAAGAAAAAUUCAUGAAGGCAAUAGAUGAAUUUAUUAAGGAAAAAUUAAUUACUCCUGAUAUUGAAUCCAAAGUAAGGGUAGUUGUUGCCAUAACUAGCCUGCUACUAGGGCCAUUAGAUGUCGGUAAUACAGUGAUCGCAAAAGAAGGUAUUAUGGAGAUGAUAUUAGUCAUGGCAGGUACUGACGAUAUUCUUCAACAAAAAGUAGCAUGUGAAUGUAUAAUUGCAGCAGCUUCUAAGAAAGAUAAGGCUGUUGCAAUCAUCAAUCAGGGCGUUAAUAUUUUGAAAAAACUUUAUACAUCUAAGGAUGAUUCCAUCAAGGUGCGAGCUCUAGUUGGGCUUUGUAAGCUAGGAAGUUCCGGAGGCUCAGAUGCUGCAAUCAGACCAUUUGCUGAAGGAUCAACAAAAAAACUAGCUGAAGCUUGUAGACGGUUUUUGAUUAAUCCCGCAAAACAGAAAGAUAUGAGGAAAUGGGCGGUAGAGGGACUAUCAUACUUGACCUUCGAUGCUGAAGUCAAAGAAAAAUUGGUCGAAGACAAGCAGGCCAUAAAAGCGAUGAUUGAACUGGCUCAAAGUGGAGAUCAAUCUGUCAUUUAUGGUGUAGUAACGACUUUGGUGAAUCUGUGUAAUGCCUAUGACAAACAAGAAAUCAUUCCUGAAAUGGUAGAAUUGGCUAAAUUUGCAAAACACCACAUUCCGGAAGAUCAUGAACUGGAUGAUGAAGAUUUUGUGAAUAAGAGAUUGAGUAUUCUGGCAAAGGAAGGUGUUACAACCGCGUUAGUAAGCUUAUCAAAAACUGAGAGUCAUAACAGUAAAGAAUUGAUUGCCAGGGUAUUCAAUGCAAUCUGUAGCCAACGAGAUUUGAGAGGAAUAGUUGUUCAGCAAGGUGGCGCAAAGGCCUUAUUACCAAUGGCUUUAGAAGGUACUGCGAAAGGCAAGAAACAGGCAGCUCAAGCUCUUGCACGAAUUGGAAUCACAAUGAAUCCAGAAGUGGCUUUCCCAGGUCAACGAAUCAUGGAAGUCAUCAGGCCAUUUAUUGCACUUUUAGACCCAGAUUGCUCUGCCUUGGAGAAUUUUGAGUCAUUGAUGGCAUUAUGUAAUCUAGCUGGAGUAAACGAAAAUGUAAGAUGUAGGAUCUUCAAAGAAGGAGGUUUUCAGAAGAUUGAAAACUAUGCUUAUGAAGAUCAUCUAAUGCUGACACGAGCUGCCACUCAAUGCUUGACUAAUCUUAUGAUGUCACCUGAAAUACUUAAGUUUUAUGAAGGUGACAAUGACAGAGUAAAGUACCUGGUCAUUUUGUGUGAAGAUGAAGAUGUAGAGACAAGCAUGGCUGCUUCUGGUGCUCUGGCAAUGUUGACAGCUAACAGCAAAAAGGCUUGUGAGAAAGUAUUUGAUUCUAAGAAUUGGUUGGAAUCUAUUCACUACCUAUUGGCGAAUCCAAAUAAGAGUAUUCAGCAUCGAGGUGUUGUGGUUGUACUUAACAUGAUAUCGAGUACAAAAGAUGUAGCAGCAAAAUUAAUAGAAACUGAUGUCAUGGAAAUAUUAAUGGCAUUGACAAAAGCUGAUGCUGUUGAGGAGAUCAAGAUCAGGGAAUUGGCAGGAGAAGCUCUGAGUGCUGCUGCCAAAUGGGAUUUAAUAAAAAAGAAUGACGAGGAUCCCCAGGGGCUCAGCAAUAUUAAUUUGGAUACACCGGAUCCAGUAGAAUAAGAUUUAAUUCAAUUACUAUAACACUCAUAACAAUGCUAGAAUAUAGAGAAUCAAAAUUGAACGAAGUAUAAAAAUCAGCUUAUUAUAUGGACUUUGUUAGGACUGCAAUAAUAAAAUUAUCCAUUAUUGCAGAGUCAAUGACAUAUUAUCAUUUUGGUAACUGCAACU
Molecule: messenger RNA, 3001 nt
Organism: Athalia rosae (coleseed sawfly)
Lineage: Eukaryota; Metazoa; Arthropoda; Insecta; Hymenoptera; Athaliidae
Gene: unc-45
Product: protein unc-45 homolog B
Exons: 1
Coding region: 8-2833 (941 amino acids)
Molecular function (GO): Hsp90 protein binding
Source: RefSeq, a predicted model, not a curated record